GUACAUAAUUAAUGAGCAGGAAGUAUCCUGCAUAGUCAAGUGGUGAAAAGACACGUCAAGAGUAGCCAGAUGACUUAGUAGUAAAGGCGUGAAAUAGCGUUGAUCUGUGGUGCAUUAAACGUUACCGAGUCUGGUGGACAGCACGAGAGCCGCAAUUACUAAGUAGUAUUUUAGUUUACUUUGUAGUAUUGGAGCUUACAAAGUGAAAGAGAACGUGCCGGCAACAUGUCGGAUAUAGGGGACUGGUUUAAGAGUAUACCCCUUAUCACUAGGUACUGGUUUGCGGGUUCAAUUAUUGUACCUUUGAUUGGUAGACUGGGAUUGAUCAAUCCUAUGUACUUGGUGCUGUGGCCAGAAGCAUUCAUUCACAGAUUCCAGAUUUGGAGGCCACUAAGUGCAACAUUUUAUUUCCCUGUGGGUCCUGGCACUGGAUUUCUUUACUUGGUGAAUUUAUAUUUCCUGUAUCAGUAUUCAACACGGCUAGAAACAGGUGCUUUUGAUGGCAGGCCAGCUGACUAUGUAUUUAUGCUGAUGUUCAACUGGAUCUGCAUCCUUUUGCUUAUGAUUCCCCUCAUCAUGUCUGUAUUGUAUGUCUGGGCUCAACUCAACAGAGAUAUGAUUGUGUCAUUCUGGUUUGGAACAAGGUUUAAGGCUUGUUACUUGCCAUGGGUUAUUCUUGCAUUUAACUACAUCAUUGGAGGAUCCAUUGUCAAUGAACUGAUUGGAAAUUUGGUUGGACACUUGUAUUUCUUCUUGAUGUUUAAAUAUCCAAUGGACUUGGGAGGAAGCUCUUUUCUGACUACCCCACAGUUUUUGUAUCGUUGGUUUCCAAAUAGGAGAGGAGGUGUUUCGGGAUUUGGUGCUCCACCACCUAGCAGAAGACAAGCUCCAGAUGAUCAGGGCGGAAGACACAACUGGGGCCAAGGUUUCAGACUGGGACAUGACUGAGGGCAUUUUUCAUUUUAACAGUUCUCAAUAUAUUACAAAGUGUCCAGGGAGAGUAAAUAAGAAAGGGGGGGUGCUCCAUUAGACAAGGGGGUGAAUUUUAUUUUUGUAGUACCCCGUUCUUUAACUUUGAGGAAUGUUUGAUUCUUAACAACAUGGCAGUCUUUCAUGUCUGUAAUAAUGUACAUAGGUAGAUAAUGUAAGCUUAGAAACACUGUCAUCCACUGAGUAAUGCUGCCAGACAUAAGCAAAGUAAUGUAUUUAUGAGCUAUCAUCAGUGGACAAAUAGCAGCAUUUUAUCAGUCCUCAUUAAACCACAAAUAAACCUUUCCUUUCCUUUUCUUUGCUUACAUUCAUGUAAGGAUAAACAGUCACUAAAAUGGCUCAUCUGCAGUGAACAGAAAACGGGUUGCAUUAUUUGGACUUCAUAGAGACGCUCUACUUAUUAAAUUUGAAAAAGAAAUAUUUAACUGAAAAUGAUUCAGAAGUAUUUGUCUAUAAUCUAUAUUUGUGAGAGUUGAAAUAAAAACAUCACUUUGCUGUUGUGUACUGUCAUAUUGAAACACAAUGGCAGAUUUUAAUUGGCUUCAGUUAGUAAAGACUUCCUCAGACAAAAAAAAGUAGCAGCUGUGAAUUUGCAACUUUAUUUCUCUUCUUGUGAAUAAAUCUAUUUCUGUACUUUUUGAUUACACAGAUUUGAAAAGAAUUAAAGAAAUAUUAAACAACAAAGUUUAUUGGGAAAAAAAAGAAAAGAAAAAAUCCUGGAGUUGUUUAAUUACCUAGGAUUGUUUUCUCACUCUGCAGAAUUUUUGGCAUGAUACUCCAGACUGGGAUGGAACAAAUGUUUGCAAUGAGAUUUGAGUACUGUUCUUCCAUUAGUACUGCAGUAAUGUCUCAUUAUACUACUACUAAUAGCACAUUCUUGAGAUCGCAGAAUCUAGUAGUGCAGAACUGUUUACGUUGGAAAUGUCAUUGAUAUUGAUGUGAACGUGGAUGACAAGAUGGCUUUGAGGAAACAGUUCAGCUUUUACCCUGUUAUUACUUUGUUUUAUGUGGAUGUAUGCCAGUGCUAUGUCUCUCUUAGCAGCUUUAGAGUCUGGAGUUCUUUGAUUAACAUCUAGGUUUCUUUGUCAAAAACUGUAGAGCAGCCUGGCUGAUUGGCACAGAGGGAUAAAACACUGUGACCAGCAUUUGAUUAGCGACCCUAGCACUAGUGGAAUCUGAUAGGAAGGGAUGAGAAUAAGGGGGGUGUGGCAUGCUCAUCUCACUGUAAGGUGUGGAGUGGGUUGUAUGCUUUUGAGGCACACUGGGUAGGUGCAGUUUCCCAGGUGGAGAUGAGGGAAACCAUCUACCAUACUUCAACAUUGCUUGGGGCUGCAAGAAUUAAAUUAAACCUGGCAAAAGUGAAUGCAAGUCCUUUGUGGUCAGACCAUUAUACAGCACCUUUCCUCCUGCUAAACCAAGGUUGUAUGAGGAUAUUUUGACAAAACUGGGGGAAAAAUACUGGAAUAAACCCUGAUGGCUGCCUUAAUGAUGACCCCUUCCAGUCAUUCCUUGUUUUGAUGCUGGGGAAGGAGUGGGCCAGUUGGGCAGGCGGGGGCCAGUGAUUUACUGGCACAGGGAGCAAACUGUGACAAAUGUAUAUCAAAUUUAAAAUUAUUGUGUGGUGCAGUUAUGUACAUUUUUGUAUUGUAAUGUUUAGAUCAGCUGAGUAAGGAGCAGCAUCUGCUUUAACAAGCCUUGCUGCAUGAAUGAUAUUAAAGAGCUUGACAGAACACCAGACAGCUUAGUGCCUUCACAGUUGAGAAGACAUUGGAAAUGUGUGAAAUCGUUCUUGGUCUGGAUCUUACUUUUACAAAUGGAAACAUUAAAAUCUAGAUUUUGUUCUGUCACUUAUUAAUAUUUCUUUUUCGGUAGAUAAGACUUUACAUUAAAAAAGUAAUAAUUUUAUGUUGCCUGUGGUGAUGAAGUUUUGAGUAAAUGUACGUUAUUUUUAUUCUGAAAGGAAAGCAUCUAGUACAGAAAAAUACUGAGGCAGUAUAUGUAGUGUCUAAUGUGCUACAAUAUGCUGAAGUAACCCUAAAUGCAUUGUGGAUUUCUCCCCAGUCCAGAGCAUAACACUUGCAUAAUGGCAUAUUAGAGCACCGUAAAUAUCAGGAUUUAUAUGGACAUAUUUUGUAAAUUGUAGAACUGUUAUGACUUAGUUAUUAUAUUCAUAUCCAGUAAAUACAUGUACAUAUUUUCACAUUAUGUAUUUUACUCAACUUUUUAAUAAAUUUCUCUGUUUUCCACA
Molecule: messenger RNA, 3238 nt
Organism: Protopterus annectens (West African lungfish)
Lineage: Eukaryota; Metazoa; Chordata; Ceratodontiformes; Protopteridae
Gene: DERL1
Product: derlin 1
Biological process (GO): endoplasmic reticulum unfolded protein response
Cellular component (GO): endoplasmic reticulum membrane; Hrd1p ubiquitin ligase ERAD-L complex
Molecular function (GO): ubiquitin-specific protease binding; misfolded protein binding
Source: RefSeq, a predicted model, not a curated record